Molecule: messenger RNA, 1008 nt
Organism: Penicillium daleae
Lineage: Eukaryota; Fungi; Ascomycota; Eurotiomycetes; Eurotiales; Aspergillaceae
Product: DUF3425 domain-containing protein
Exons: 2
Coding region: 1-1008 (335 amino acids)
Source: RefSeq, a predicted model, not a curated record
AUGGCUACCAUAGCUCCCGCCAACCCCUCGCGGUGCAACCCAGCGCCGAAGGUUCCGAGCGAGAUAGACCAGCAAAGGCUGCGCAAAAAGAUCCAGAACCGACAAAAUCAGAGAGCUCGUAGAGUGCGACUACAAGCAGCGAGCAAUUCAAAUGAGAAACAUGCAUACAGAGUACAUCGUUGGCGGAUUGAUACCAAUGACGAGCCACAGCAGAAACCGGCUGCAUCGAAACCCAUGAAAGAGGGCCAUAAUAGUCCCAUAGCUCCCGGCAAGAGCCGGAGAGACUCAGAAAAUAGUAUUUUCGGGUCUGUGCCAGGGAACCACUCGACUUUGGACUUGGCAAUCAAUUCAAGGGCAUCGUGUCAAUCACGUAUCAAACAGUCGCUGCCUGCCGACAAUUUGCUCCACCUCAUUCACUAUAACACCUUCUGCGGGCUAUGCAACAACAAGUACAUACUAGGAACAGCAACCAUUUCCUGGGAACCAGAGACUAAGCCAGAACAAUUCGAUAAAGCAUUCCCGGGCUUCUCAGUCGUACUACCAUUCGCCCCUGGUCUCCCAAGCAAUCUAAACCCAUCCGAAUCCCAGAUGAAGAUAGUGCAUUCAACUUGGAUCGAUCUGAUUCCUUUUACUGCAAUGCGAGAGAACCUGAUUCAGUGGGAAACUUCUUUCGACCACAAAGACUUUGCACAAGAUCUUGUGGGUGGUGUGGCUGAUCCGGAUCUAUUUUCGCAGCCGCGAUAUACUCGUUUUGAGAUGCCGAUGAAGGGAAACUACUUAUUAUCGGGCGAUGAAGAUGAUGAUGAGGUUACGGCUAAUAGGAAUGGAUGGAUUCUGUGGGGAGAGCCAUACGAUGUUAAUAGCUGGGAGGUUACGCCGGGGUUUUUGCGCAAGUGGGCGUGGGCAAUGCAGGGGUGCGAAGAGCUCAUAGUUUCUAGUAAUCGGUGGAGGAGGAUUAGAGGGGAGGAGCCACUUCGUUUCUCGAUGUGUGUUGAGGAUUUCAGAUGA